Messenger RNA from Macrobrachium nipponense, 2974 nucleotides. RefSeq names its product solute carrier family 49 member 4 homolog. The record is from RefSeq and is a predicted model, not a curated record. Gene Ontology annotation, molecular function: transmembrane transporter activity. Gene Ontology annotation, biological process: transmembrane transport. Gene Ontology annotation, cellular component: membrane; intracellular membrane-bounded organelle. Lineage: Eukaryota; Metazoa; Arthropoda; Malacostraca; Decapoda; Palaemonidae.
AAAUGUACAUACAAAACUCAACCAUUUUAAACCUGUUUGUCAUUUUCUCUGAGUCCGAAAGGAAGGAGGAAAAUAAACAGUACCUAAACAAAGAACCAGAUCCUGUUGCCUUCGGAUGUCAGGCGUCAGCUGACUAAGUCGCUCUCUCGUUCAAGUAUUUCAAUUAAUAGGAAAAAUAUUUCAAGAUGCCUUCCGUGCCAGAUGAUAUGACAGCAAUUUUGCCUGCAGACCAUGAUCUUGAGUCAUCAUUGAUGUUGGCUAGUUUGGAGGUGAAAGUUUAUAAACGGAGAUGGUGGAUACUUUUUCUUUUUGCCGGUCUGGGAUUUAUGCAGUGUGCAGUAUGGAACACUUGGGGGCCAAUAACAGAAUCAGUCAAGUUAGCAUAUCCUUCGUGGAGUGAUGCCCAAAUUGCUUUAUUGUCAAUGUGGGGAACUAUAACUAUGAUCCUGGGUCUUAUACCAUUAACUACUUUACUUCAGAUAAAAGGUAUUCGAGCAUCACUUCUUUUAACUGCAUCCUUUAUGACUAUUGGGACAGCCAUCAGAUGUUUAACGGAAGAAGAGCAAGCUUUUAGAAUACUUGCACAUGUUGGAGCUGUUUUUAAUGGAUUUGCUGGUAUUGCAAUUGGUGCUGCACCAUCUAUGUUAUCAUCUAGGUGGUUUCCUCCUAAUGAAAGAACAACUGCAACAGGAAUUGGAUGCACGUUCAACCAGCUGGGAAAUGCAGGUGGUUUCUUUUUGGGACCACUAUUGAUUCGUUUACCUAAAAACCAUACUGAUCCUGGAAACAGUACGUUACCCUAUGUCCACACAGAAGUAGGAAAUAGGACUGUAUCUGAGAUUGAUGAUGAUGAUAUCCAACUUCUGCGUCAGGGAAUAAGGGACUAUAUGUUUAUAUCGGCUGGUCUGUGUGCAGCUCUUCUCAUUGGUGUCAUUGCAUAUUUUCCAAGCAAGCCACCCAAACCACCUUCACUUACAUCUUGUAUUUCUACUCCUGCUCCUUUGAUGGAGGAUGUUAAGGCACUUUUGAGCAACAAAAAUGUUUGGCUGCUGGUUAUCCCCUAUAGCAUAACAUUGGGUGUUAAUGUGGCAUGGUCAAGUGUCCUUGACAUAAAUGUUGCGCCUUUUGGAAUAUCACAGGAUGAAGCCAGCAUGAUGGGUAUGUAUGUGACCUUUGGUGGUGUAGUGAUGGCGCUUAUUGCUGCAAGAAUCUCUGAUCUCCUGUUUGGGUAUAUGAAACUUACCAUCAUAUGUUUAAUGGUUGUUGCCACUGGAGGGUUUACUUGGUUUUUGCUCAUCAUGAAUGAAUGUCUUCCUUAUAAUAAAGUGUUCCUGUUCGUUAGUGUAAUAAUAGGGUCAUCUUUCAAUUAUGCCUGUUCACCGCUUUUUUUCGAGUUGGCUGUAGAGCUGGCUUACCCUGUAUCAGCGGGCGUUGUUGGUGGAUUUCUUACCUUGUGCUGGAAUGUUGUUGGUGUCAUAUUCCUGUUAACAAUGCAGAUGCCUAUGGAUAGUGUAUUAUGGAUGGACUACAUAUUGGCCAUCCAAGGCCUUGUUGUUGUGCUGUUAAUGAUACUAGUAAAAGAAGAAUAUCGUCGUACAUCUAUUGAUAAAGUACCAGAAACUCAAACUACAGAAAAUAUUCCUGGAGUUGAACAUCGAUAGUAUGUAGUGUGUGAAGUACAUCUCAAUUCUGGAAGUUGAUCUUUUAUACCAAAGACUGAUCUUAAGUGCCUGUUAUACGUUUUUAAUCCUUAAUGUAUGCAUAUAAACUUAUAGGUUUCCUUCAGGGGAUGUAGCCAUAUCAAAAAUUACUUGGUGAGCAAUGUAAUGCAACUGUAAAGUAUAACUGACAAGUACAACACUGUACUGAGUAACAAUACAGUUAUUUGUUGAAAACAAUUUAGAUACUUUACAUAAUAGGAGUACUGUACAUUCUUAACACUUGUAAUCGUAUGUUCUAGUUUACUUGACUCUGAAAAGUAUAUUUUGUAUUGUCAUAAUCUCAUAAAGUUGAAGUGGAGUAGUGUUUCUCAUUUAGUGGAAGUUAAACCUCAUUUAUCUAUGAAGAGUAUUAUUCCUUGAUUUUUGUAUCUAUACUAUAAUACAUGCUACCUCAAAGUAAUUCAGAUCUUUUUCACCAAUUGUUUGAAGACUAUUCUUGUCAACCUUGCUCUUGUGUUUCAAUUAACUAGACUGAUUUCUUACUGGAUUUUAUUUUACAGUUUUAGUGUUUCUUCAUUAUUAUUAUUUUAAAGAUAAAUAUGUAGAGUGUAUUUAGGUAUUAUGGGAUUUGAUAUACUUUCUUAAGCUAUCAUUGGAUUUCCAACUUGCAAAAGGAUGUUAGACAUAAAAUAAAAGAAAUAAACGAGGAUCAUUAUUUUGCACUGUGAUUGAGAGUUGCUACUCUGUAUUUAUUUUGAUACAUGUAUAUAAAUAUUCAUACUUGUAUAUAUAUAUAGUUAUUUUUGAAUAGCAGGGGAGAGAUCUUAUAUAAAUUAUCUUUUGAAUUUUGUAUUCAAGUAGAAUGAUAGGAUUUUUACAAAUGUCAAUAAUUUCAACUGCUUUUUUUUACCAUUUGAAAUUUUUUGCAGUAUGAGAAAUGCAUCUCAGUCUCACACAAGUUUACAUUUUUAUUUUUUACGCAUUUUUCUCUGAUGUUUGUUUUGCUGUAUUGUGUGAGGUUAAAUAUAUAUAUCUUUUGCAAUGUACUGUGCAUACUGUUGGAGUAGUAUGUAUACAAGAAAGACUUAACUUUUUAUUUGACUGUUGAUACUUACAAAAGUAUUUUACUGUGUGCCAUUAUGUGUCACUCAGUAUGGAGAGAGCAUGUGGCAUUUGAAUUUUUAGGUUUUGGAAUAUAUUCUUAUGGAUUCUAGCUGACCCCUAGAAAAAUUUAUUUCAAUAAUUUUUAGGGUACUACAAAAUUGUGUACGUAAUUAUAAAUUUUAAGAAGCAAAAUAGAGUAUAAGUUUUUU